AUAUAUCUCUCCAAUGGCUAAUAGUCUAUUGUACUAUGUAACUUUUUCCAUGUUUUUGUUGCUCACAAUGUUACGAGUUUGGCGAGAAACCACGAAUGAACCGCAUGUUUAUAGGCGAAAAGAAUGGAUUGAAAGGCAUUUCGAAUCUGGAUUUGCUUGUCUUCGUUUGGGAUUCCAUGAAGAUCAAAAGUACUUUAGGUCGUAUUUUCUACAAUAACAAAUAAUUAGUACACUACAUAUGUACUAUUUAUCUGAUCAAUUGGCAUGUUUGUACUCUACACUGGCGUGACAACGAUUUAUGUAUUCUGUUUUUGGUUGUAUGGAGCCUAAUAAUUUAAUAUAAAA
Molecule: messenger RNA, 345 nt
Organism: Capsella rubella
Lineage: Eukaryota; Viridiplantae; Streptophyta; Magnoliopsida; Brassicales; Brassicaceae
Exons: 2
Coding region: 14-217 (67 amino acids)
Source: RefSeq, a predicted model, not a curated record